This is a messenger RNA of Aspergillus steynii IBT 23096, 743 nucleotides long. RefSeq lists its product as uncharacterized. Bases 115 to 570 code for a protein of 151 amino acids. The transcript has a single exon. The record is from RefSeq and is a predicted model, not a curated record. Lineage: Eukaryota; Fungi; Ascomycota; Eurotiomycetes; Eurotiales; Aspergillaceae.
CAGCCCCUAGACCGGCAACAAAGCCCAGUGCCGACACACAACGUUCCUGUCUGAUUCUAUUUCUUACUCCCAUGUGCUUUGGAAAACGAGAUACGAUUUAAUCUACCACUCAACAUGCAGCAGUUUAACCAACUGAAAAGUUGGAGGCGCUCGUCGCAGUUCAGACCCCCCGUCCAGGAUCCUGUCUUAACCGCCGAAGACGAAAGGUUCAUGCAGAACAUCAUGGCUGAGAACGGCAGCAAUGGUAGCAACCCCGCCGUCUCGCCACCCGGGGAAGCGCCGGGUUCGCGUUCUCCGGUGAGUCCUCUGGGACCCGGCGCGCCGAAUCUCCAAUCGCCCGUGUCGCCCGUGGAAGAGUUUGGCAGAGAGCUUGGCGAAGAAGGGCGCAAGGCAAGGGAAUUGGCUCAGAAGCAAUCGAGUGGUGCCUCGCAGUCCUCUAAGCCUGAGAACUCCACGCCGAUAGAGAAAGAGAAGAAAAAGAGAUGGACUUGGCUGCGACGGAGGAGCACGCAGAAGGUAGGUCUCGUUCAGAUCGCAUGGUCAAGCAUCAAGGGGGAGAACACGGGUUAAUGCAUUUUUCAUGGUUAGAAUAAAGAAAACUCGCGACCAGAAACACCGAGCGAACCCCAAACCCAGCUUCCCGCCAAUGACCAGGCGAAGCAAGACGCGGCGGAUAUGACGGAGAUCCUGGAGCGACUGAACCUGGCGGCCGACAACAACAAAGUGAUUUCCAUCAGCGACGA